UCCAGCGCGAACUUUGAUGAAGAAGGUAACUUAAAUAAAACGAAGCAGUGAUUUACUGCACCAAGUACUGACAGUCUAUCGAAACAGAUGCUGUGCAUCCUACCCGCGAAAUGAAUUGGGCCUAUUAAGAUGUAAUUAUACUGCACAUCAAUAUAAACAUGCACACUAAAAUGUGAUUUAUUGAUAUCUUUAUUUUGCUAUAAAAUUGGUAAUUGUUGCAUGUAGUUUUAAAGAUAAAGUGACUGAAUGGAGUCAAUGCAUUUUAGCCAAAGCGAGGGAAAAACAUAAAACGCACUAUCAUCUAAAACAGUAAGGUUAUCACCCCUUCUAAACUAUGCUUUAUAACUGCAUAUCAUGCGAUCUGGUUUUAUUACGGAUACCGUUUCACGUUCCAUUAAAUUAGUGGGUCAAUCCGUUUCUUCUUAUACCCUUAUUCUGUUUCCAUGUAAUGCUGUAACGUAAUUCAUUGAUUACACAUCGAGUGAUUAGACCACAACGUAUACCUGCAAAAAAUAUUUAGUGUGACAUACCAGCUACAGAUAACAUAACUUUUUGGCGACCUAAAUUAUUCCGAUUUGCCUUUUUUCCCUAAAGUGUUAUAUAUUGACUAAGAGCAUUUUCACUAAAUGUUCAUUUAACGGGGGAGGAAAAAAAUCUCUCUACACUGUAAGAAAGAGUAAAGCUGCUGUUUCGAGGUUGCAGCAAUGAUAGCGUGCGCUCGAGAAGGCGAGCUGCGAUCGCACACAGGAAUUGUCAGUCUUCCAUAUUUGGGCAAAGCCCCGCCCACUCAGCGUCAUAUUCUGACAGCGCCGAUCCCCCGGGUUUAGAGUUUUGGCUCCCGGGAAAGGUUCCAUUCCUAGGGGAUAGAGGGCUGAGUUUUGUAUGCUACCAUCCAUUCUGCAAGACGCUAAAGGCCCCUCAUCAACCUCUCCUGUGUUCAGGAACACCUCCAUGGUAAUCAUUUUUUCGUUUAUUUGUCUUCUGGAGCGGGAGCGUCUUGCCAGAAGUGGUCGAUUCAGCAGUGACCUGAAGGUUUUUUGAUUCUGUUCAAGAAGGAUGGCACUACACUGAAAGCAUCGCCAAAACCAAGUUACAAAAUAUUUCUUUUAAUAUAAAGAAUAAAACAAAAUAACCAACUUUUGAAAAUAAAAAACCAGCUGGUUAAAGGACUUCCUAAACGAAAGGAUCGCGCGUUAACUAGCUGCUGAGGUACGGUAGCUUACUCUUGUGUAAAUUGUUUAUGUCGUGCCAGCGCAGGACGGAUUGAAGAAGGAAGCACGACUUCAGAGCUGGGUUUUCUCCACAGAACACUCAAGAGCAAACUCGUGCUCUUAUCUUCCAAUCGCCAAGGACAAGAAAAAUACCCGUUUGGUAGGAACUGGUUUUGCACAAAACUGUUUUAAUGUUUGGGAUUCAGGACAAUAUACCAAGAGGUGGGACGACAAUGAAGGAAGAACCGCUGGGCAGUGGGAUGAAUCCUGUCCGAUCGUGGAUGCACACAGCUGGGGUAGUGGACGCUAACACGGCCGCCCAAAGCGGUGUGGGUUUGGCUCGGGCGCACUACGAAAAGCAACCGCCGUCCAACCUCAGAAAAUCCAAUUUUUUCCACUUCGUCCUGGCUCUCUAUGACAGACAGGGGCAACCCGUGGAGAUCGAACGCACAGCCUAUGUGGACUUUGUGGAGAAGGAGAAAGAACCAAACAGCGAAAAAACCAACAACGGGAUUCAUUACAAACUACAGUUAUUGUACAGCAACGGCGUCAGAACAGAACAAGAUCUUUACGUACGAUUAAUCGAUUCCAUGACAAAACAGGCUAUUAUUUAUGAAGGUCAAGACAAAAACCCAGAAAUGUGCCGAGUUCUUCUCACCCAUGAAAUCAUGUGCAGCCGGUGUUGUGACAAGAAAAGUUGCGGCAACAGGAAUGAGACACCUUCAGACCCAGUUAUCAUUGACAGGUUCUUCCUGAAGUUCUUCCUCAAGUGCAAUCAGAACUGUUUGAAGAAUGCAGGAAACCCCCGAGACAUGCGCAGAUUCCAGGUUGUUGUCUCGACAACAGUCAAUGUGGACGGCCAUGUCCUGGCCGUAUCGGACAACAUGUUCGUACACAACAACUCCAAGCACGGGAGAAGGGCUCGUCGUCUUGACCCUUCAGAAGGUACGGCCCCUCCUUAUCUGGAGAAUGCAGCUACCCCCUGCAUAAAAGCCAUCAGCCCCAGCGAAGGAUGGACCACGGGCGGAGCCACGGUCAUCAUCAUCGGCGACAACUUCUUUGACGGCCUGCAAGUCGUGUUCGGGACGAUGCUCGUCUGGAGUGAGCUGAUAACUCCCCACGCCAUCCGAGUACAGACCCCUCCCAGACACAUCCCCGGUGUGGUGGAAGUCACCCUCUCCUACAAGUCCAAGCAGUUCUGCAAAGGAGCCCCCGGUCGAUUCGUCUACACCGCUUUGAAUGAACCAACCAUCGAUUAUGGAUUCCAGAGGUUGCAGAAGGUCAUCCCAAGACAUCCAGGGGAUCCAGAGAGGUUACCGAAGGAGGUUCUCCUGAAGCGGGCCGCUGACCUUGUGGAAGCUCUGUACGGCAUGCCGCACAACAACCAGGAGAUCAUCCUGAAGAGGGCCGCCGACAUCGCCGAGGCCCUCUACAGCGUACCUCGCAACCACAACCAGAUCCCGUCCCUUGCCAACACUGCAUCCCAUGGAGGCAUGAUGGGAGUGAACUCCUUCAGUGGCCAGCUCGCCGUCAACGUAUCAGAGACAUCUCAGGGUAAUGACCAGGUGGGCUACAGCCGCAACACCAGCAGCGUGUCCCCCCGGGGCUACGUGCCCAGCAGCACCCCGCAGCAGUCCAACUACAACACAGUGAGCAACAGCAUGAACGGGUAUGGGAACUCAGGGAUGCCCAACCUCGGGGUGCCUGGCUCCCCCGGCUUCCUCAACGGCUCCACCGCCAACUCCCCCUACGGCAGUAAGUAUCAAGUAGUGCCGUCGAGCCCUACGAUGGCAACCUCCUCGGUCAGCCUCUCGUCAAACUGUAGCAGUGCACACGGCAUAUUCUCUUUCUCACCUGCCAAUGUCAUCUCUGCAGUGAAACAAAAGAGCGCCUUUGCCCCCGUUGUCAGGCCCCAAGCCUCUCCACCGCCCUCUUGCACCAGUGCAAAUGGCAACGGACUUCAAGCUAUGUCCGGCCUGGUCGUCCCUCCCAUGUAAAUUGCUCCUUCUGCAUCUCCUCUCCAUCCUCGUCGCAAAAUGGGCUUUUCGGAACAUUCGUACAAGUAGAAGACUCGGGUUGAAUCGUGUUGUCCACCACAAACGAAAUCUACAGCUAAUUCUGUUAUCGGGGGGAAAAAGACUUUCGUUUCACAGAUUUUAUUCAGACAAAUAUGAAUUGACAUGCGAGCGACUUCUUCAUGAACAAUUCCAUUUUAUUGACUGAAUUUCUUGUCAUAUUUUCGCAUUUCUCAGUCUUGAAGAAAAAAGGAGGAAAAAAAUGCCUAUUUUGUAUAAACGUUUCUGAUUACAUCUCAGCUGUGUCUAGCUCAUGAUGUAUGUCGGGAGGAACUCUGUGGAUAUACCAUUAACGAAAACACUGAUUUAAAAAGAUAAUGCCUCAGAUUAAGUUUCUCUUACACCGAUGCACGACAGUUGUGCAUCUCUAUAAUGUGAAUUACUUUUUUUUUUUUUCCUUUUUUUAAUUUGUGGUAAGAAGGGGGCCAAGAAAGCGUGAGCCAUUGAACUGGAAAUAAUAUUAAAAAAAUAUAUGAUUUAGAAAACAAACGUGAACAUGAAGUAAAUGGAAAAAAAUACCUGGUUUUAGGGGUUGGUGGAAAUAAGGGAGAUUUUAUCAUGCUUACGUCAUCUUAAAAUGAACUUUGUAACUUAUUGUAGUUAGGAAUUGUAACUUUGAUAUUGCAAAAAUUUUUCUCUUGCCUUCAACAAGCACACUGACAGAGAUAAAACGCUACUGUCUGUUGGUUAAAAAAAAAUGACUUCCACUGCUAAAAGCUUCCUAUUAAGCAAGUGUGAUCUGCAAUGUUUUUCAACUUUUGCUAGGCACUGUAUACUAUUGCAUUCUUAGGCUACUGUGAAGUCUAUGUUUCUUGUACCAGAAAGUUACCCUCUAGCUCCUUGUUCCCUAAUGUGUUUUGUAUGUGGUUAUACAAUUGUAGACUUUUGUGAUUUUGCCAAAGUUGUAGCUAAAUAUUUAUACACUCGUCUUGAAUUUUCCCAGAUCCACUUAAAUAUUUAGUACAGAGUUUUAUUCCUUCGGAAACAAAAAAAAAAAGAAAAAAGAUGGCAAAGGAGUAAAAUAAUCGUAAACAUCGCAACACUUUGUUUCACACAACACUUGCGGUCACUUAGGGAAUUUUUUGUAACAUAUCGAUUAUAAAUAUUGUAUUUAUCUUCAGAAUUUUGUAUAUUGCUUUCCAUCGUUUGAUUUGAUCUUGUAUGUAUUGUUUGUCAUUGCCUGAUAUUGUGAUGCAGCACAGAACGUUAUACCAACAACUGUUUCCUGCCAUUCGCUUUUUUGUAUUAAUAGAUUGCGAUGCCUAUACAUUUUGUGUAUUUCAGAAAUUUUGUUACUUCGUCGAGACUUUUCGUCCAUUCUUUUUUUUUUUUUUUUUUUUUAAUUUCGAGGAAAAGUCAAAUUCAUUGUUUAUUUUUAUAUUAAUUUCUAAGUUAUGUAAACAGAUACUUUUUUUGAAAUAAAAACUGUUUGUUGUAUAGUCAAAUAAAUUGUUUGUGACACAUGGCUGUAAUAAUACUAGUAGAAAAUGUGCAUGUUCAGGAGCCCCUGAGGGAUGAUCCAGUCUGUGGUUGUAAUCCUUUUUUACAUUUGUUUAGUUUUCUUUCAUUUUUUUUUUAUUUUGCUUUUUUUGGGUAGAACGUAAAAAGUCAUACACGAUUUACACCUGCCACCUGUGACUACGCCACAUAGCUGAUCCAUGUUUACAGAGGUUUUAAAAAAAAGGAAAGAAAACUUCAAAAUGGAAUCGCGAAAGCUCACCACUGUUGAUUGAAAUAUGUCCAUCAAGAAACGAAACAACAGGAAACGACACACACGUCCUACGGCGCUUUAACAGUGGACUUUACUUCCAGAGUAACCUUUCUGCCGUUUCGGUGACAACCAUACGUCACAAAUGCCAAUCAUUUCUCCAGAAAUAUGAUCAAUGGUGUAAAAAGCACAAACAUUUUUUUACUAAAAUAAAAAAUAACUAUUGUGACCCCUCA
This is a messenger RNA of Paramormyrops kingsleyae, 5230 nucleotides long. It is a transcript of the gene ebf3a, whose product is annotated as EBF transcription factor 3a. Gene Ontology annotation, biological process: regulation of DNA-templated transcription. The record is from RefSeq and is a predicted model, not a curated record. Gene Ontology annotation, molecular function: DNA binding; DNA-binding transcription factor activity. Lineage: Eukaryota; Metazoa; Chordata; Actinopteri; Osteoglossiformes; Mormyridae.